CGCUCGAUCAACACAAAAGAAAAACACGGGUUUAUUCUAGUAAAGACGUUCGUUCGUGACAAAGAGAAAGGAUAAGUAUAGGCAGUGACGUAUAUGCUUAUAGCUGAGAACAGCUGUUUAUUGUGUAUACAUACGUACACAUCGCCACAAAGGCGCAACUAUACUUUGUCAGCUGUAUUCUCGAAGCCUCGUGUAAUAUCGGCGAUGUUUGUGAUUCGUCAUGACUCUAGCUGCUCUCGUGCGUUUCAGUAGUCGUCCGACUCGAUCGGGAAGUUGACGUUUAUUUCAUCAAACACUGUGUAGACGCUUUUGGUCAGUGAAUUGAUUGUAGUGUCAAAGACUGAUUUGUUCAUGACAAAAAGUGGUUGGAGAUUCACGUAAUUCCCAUUGUAUGUCAAAUAUUGACGCGUAAGAGAUACAGGAUAGAUCGCUAUACAGUUGGACACUAAUGAACGAAUUUGUAGUGUUCAAGUGAAAAUGAGGUACACGGCUGCGCUAUUUGCUCUCGCUUGGUUGUCACUGCUGGCCUUAACCAUGGUCUCGGCGCACUUGUCGCACGGAACCGAGGACUCGACCGAUUACCGGCAGUGGCAGGAAUUCAAGGAGUUUCAAGAGUUUCAAGCUUGGAAGAGAGCCAAUCGCGAGAGAAAACAUUUCGAGGAGGCUGCGAAAAAGACUCACUGGAAAAGGCAUCAAUCGAGAGGGCGAGUGGCUGAUCCACCUCCGAUCGAUCAGGUUGCUCUGAUGGCCCGAUACAUCGUCCAUCAAGCUAAUUGGACAUCUGUAGCGACAAUCAGUUCGCAAAAAGAGACUCUAAACUAUCCGUUUGUCAAUGUGAUUUCCUUCAGCGAUGGGCCGCUUGGCAACGGUACUGGGAUUCCAUAUUUAUACCUGACGCCGUUAGAUUUCACGGCUCAAGAUGUUUUCAAUGAUAAUCGCGCGACGCUUAUGAUGACUCUGGCUCAAGGCAAUUGGUGCCACAUCAAGGAUUAUGACCCGAUGGAUCCUAGAUGCGCCAGGAUUAUUAUGUCAGGGAAAAUUAAAGCGGUGAAAGAAGAUAAUCCGGAAUUCACGAAAGCUCAAAGAGCUAUAUUUGGCCGACAUCCAUGGUUAGCUCAUAUGCCAAAAGAUCAUCAUUUCUUUUUCGCCAAACUAAAGAUGAGCACAAUUGCCGUGCUGGACACUUUUGGAGGACCCAAAUACUUGACGAUAAAAGAUUAUUUAAAUCCUCCGAACCCUACAAGUUUGGCCGAUUAUAGAGUCCGUUAUCAGAAUGAAGACGAAAGGUUCAAUAUUUAAAUAUUAAGUUGACAAAAGGAAGGAAUAUUUUUUUAUACAAUGCAUUACGGGUAGUACUGCAAAUAAAGUAAUGGCUGUAAUUAACUAACUAAAUCAAUUUCGUCAUUCAAUAUUAAGAUAUUAUUCAUGCUGUCUUACGAUGAAAUAUAUGGAAAUACCAAAGUAAAAUGUUACAGUACAUUAUUGCCAAUUGUAAAGUGAAUAUUCAAUGUACAAUAUUUGAGAAUAUUUAAUAGUUUGAACUUGAAACUAUAUAUGAAUUGUAAUAAAGAAAUAAGAACAGUUGUAUUCUCAUAAGCGUUCUUUCUGAAAUUUGUUUUGGCAGCCUUAAAAAAGGUUCUGUUUAAUUCUGUAUGCUCGCACAUAUCUCUGGAACGAUUAAACCGCCUUUAAUAUAGCUGUGCCUUCAGAAUUACAAGUCAGAUUAGUUGUUGGGAUUGCGCGCUACACGCUCGUUUGGAGUUCAUUUUUGCUUCUGUCUAUUGUUGUUCUAGGACUUUAUUAAAAAAUGUUCUACUUUUUAGAUCAGAAUAAGAAUUAUGUAAAAUUUCUUCUUG
Molecule: messenger RNA, 1856 nt
Organism: Phymastichus coffea
Lineage: Eukaryota; Metazoa; Arthropoda; Insecta; Hymenoptera; Eulophidae
Product: protein CREG1-like
Exons: 7
Coding region: 478-1299 (273 amino acids)
Source: RefSeq, a predicted model, not a curated record